GACCAAGCCCAACCAGAGACGGCCCUGUCCUCUUGAAUCUGGUGUUUUGACGGCAAAUCCCGAAGCAGAGUGGGAUGUGAAAACAAAGAAAAGAAUGGUUUUGCUUCUAGCUUCGUGUCCCUCUAAUCUUCUGGACUUAAAUGGAAGCAGAAGAAGAGAAAUUGUAUUUCCAUGCUCAAGCACUCUCAAAACCAGAGUUGAACUGGGAAGUAGUAUUUUUGGUCGGAAGAUUGAAAAUAAAUACAGAGGAAGCGUAAAGGCCUUUUUCUUUAAUCCCUUCAAAGAACCUAUUCUUAAGGAUGCUAUCAAGUUUCAUCUUCAGGAGCCAGUCGCGUUCAUGGGCGGUGUAUUUGCCGGACUUCUAAGGCUCGAUUUGAAUGAAGAUCCCCUCAGGGAGUGGGUUAGUCGAAAUGUGGAAGCCUUGGGGAUUAAAGAGGACGAACUUGCUGAUGAUGGUUCAAAAGUGGAGGAGCAAAUCCCUAUACAAAUUGACAUCGAAUGAUUGUUACCUUUGUUCCUUUGUAUGAAUAUUUACUCGUAUCAUUUGUAAUGCUCUAAAUUCAAAAUUAGACAUGAUACGACACAACGUAUUUAUAGAUAAAAACUCAUAAAUAUAUGAGAAUUAAAACAAAUUUUAAUCAA
Messenger RNA from Carica papaya (papaya), 642 nucleotides. NCBI's taxonomy places the organism in Eukaryota, Viridiplantae, Streptophyta, Magnoliopsida, Brassicales, Caricaceae. The record is from RefSeq and is a predicted model, not a curated record.